CUAUCGUUGGCCCAUAUUCUACUGCGCUUGUCUGGAUAUUCAAUGUUUUCCUGUCGAACAAUAGCUCUGCCUAAAUCUCUGAUAUGAUCAUGCAUCCAAAAGUUGUGGUCAUUGUUAAGUUUGGUCAAGGACCGUAGAACAAGAGUCUCGAUCCCACUUUCUGGAUAAAACCUGCAGUCACUUACAGGGGAAGUACUUCAAUCACAAGGAUGGAAGGAUUGUCUCUAUGAAAAAAAGCAACCAUUCAAGUUUGUGGAAAGCUGUCCUGAGAGCCAUGCCACUGAUGAAACAAGCUACUGCCUGGAGUAUUUGUGAUGAAACUACAACUGGCUUUUGGACUCACCCCUGGAUCAACCACGAAACCAUCCUCGAGGACUUUCUUCAGGAAGACCUUAGUGAGGAGGACCUGAACUCAUCUGUUGCGGAGUGGACCACAGAGGAAGGAACCUGGGACUGGAGAAGGCUCAACAGUCUCCUACCUGUUGAGAUCCUGGCCUUAAUUGCAGGCACUGAUGUCCCUCUACCAGGCUCGGGAGAAGACAAGCAUAAAUGGGGCAUAGAACAAGACGGCAAUUUCAGCCUCAAGUCUGCUUACUGCCUUGCAUCAGACGCUCUUGGGAAGGAGGAAGAUGCGAUCUGGAAGGGGAUAUGGAAGUGGAAGGGACCGAACAAGAUUAAGCACUUCAUGUGGUUGGUGACCCAUAACAGGUUGAUGACAAACAAAGAAAGAGCAAAGCGUGGACUGACUACCAACAGCAACUGCCCUCACUGCAACAACACGGAAGAAACGGUGGAGCACAUCCUCCGUAGAUGCAAAAAGACCGAGGGUGUUUGGAAUCACUUCAAUUUUUUCAUCACUGCUCAGGACCCCAGCCAGGACUUCAAAACAUGGCUACUCAACAACAUGAAAGAUCAGAGCAAAGGGACGGAAUUUGGGAUCAUCUGUUGGUGUUUAUGGAAACAGAGGAAUGAGGAAGCUAUGGAGGGGAAAUCCUUCUCUGAAAUGGGCCUCAUUAAAAGAAUUUCCGCCUGCUUUACUAUCAACACCAAUGCUGUGACUAACUCGGCUUGUAUUGGCCUGGUCAAAACCUCCAACAGAGAAAGGAGGUUCAUCUCAUGGAAACCACCCAAGGAAGGAUGGAUCCAACUGCAAAGCGAUGGAAGUUACAAGAGGUCCAACCGAAGUGCUGCUGCUGGAGGAUUGCUGAGAGAUCAUCUUGGAAAGUGCACUGCAGCCUAUGCUUGUAACCUGGGGUCCUGCACCAUCACUAGGGCCGAGCUCAAAGGGGCUGUUGAAGGAUUAAAGAUUGCCUGGGAAAAGGGAUACAGGAAAGUGGAAGUCAAUCUGGACUCGAAUACAGCUGUGAGUAUUUUGAAAGAAAAGGGAGACACCAGCAGCAACCAUGGACUUCUUGCGCUUCAAGCUAAAGAACUCCUUAGUCGUAGCUGGACUGUUAAUAUUAAUCAUGUUUAUAGGGAGUGUAACUCUGCUGCUGAUUUCUUAGCUAGCAUGGGGCAUGAUCUCCAUUUUGGCACGCAUCAGCUUGAUACGUGUGACCCCAAACUCCUGUAUUGGCUGAACUAUGACGCUAGGGAAACUUCCCAAGAGCGCGAUAUUUUAAUCUAAUUCUGGAUGCUCUGCAUCCAAUCUUCUUACAAAAAAAAAAAAAAAAAGAUUGGCAAGACUUUGUCCUCUCCAAUAAAGAAACAAGCAAUGUCAGGAAAGAUUUGUUGUUCCUCAUAAGUCAAUGCAUUAUAACUUAUUUUUAGCCUUUCUUGAAUCUUACUAGGAGGGACUUCUUCUAAUUCCAACAACUUUUCUUCCCAAACCUUUUGACCCUUGCGAAACAAAAGCGCCCCUAUGACCUUAAGCGCCAACGGCAGGCCUCCUGAAGCUUGAACAAAUUUGUCUGACAGAGCAGCAUAAUCUUCUGGAGGGUAGUCCAUUCCAAAGGCAUGCUUGCUAAAUAGUUGAAGCGAAUAGUCAUGACGCAUCUCUCCAAGUUCAUACAACUUAUAUUCUUGAUGCAAGUUCAAAACUUUGUCUCUAGUUGUGAUCAAAAUUCUACAUCCUGCUGAAAAAUCUUCUAGUUUUCCUAAUGUUUUGACAAACUCAAUUAUCUCAUCAACAUCGUCAAGAACGAGAAACACUUUGUGUCUGCAGACCCUAUCUUUUAUCACGUGAAUACCCGCAUCAGCAUCUUCAACUGGAUCAUCAUUAUGUCUCAAUAUGCUGGAGAUAACCUUGUUCUGCAAACUUAAUAGGCCCUUACCAUUCUUGGUCAAUGCUUCACGUACAUCCUCCAGAAAGCAGCAAUGAUCAAAAUGAGGAUAGAUCUCGUCAUAAACAGCCUUGGCAAGAGUGGGUUUACCAAUGCCACCUAUACCAUGAAUGCUAACAAUUUUCACGCCUUGAGAGUUAUCCAGGUUCAGUAAUCUCACCACCUGCUCAACAUGAAAAUCAAUCCCAACCAAGUUUUGAUUAGCUACCAACUUGUAACUCCUCAUCAGAUAUGAGUCGACUCGCGAGAAAACCGCGUCUAUUAUAGCUCCUUGCUUGCAAACCGGAAUGAACAGUAAGAAAGAGUCAUCGUGCAACAAGCAAUUAAAUUAAAUGCAUAGAAAGUGUGGAACCAACAAAACUCUCUCAUAUGUGGUUUCUAUCCUCACCCAUCAGAUUUGUGGACAGUCCAUCCUUUCAUUUUUCCAACCUCUUGGAGGGCUUCCCUCCAUUCAAUUACAGUAGCUGCAUCAUGUUUCUGAUCAUGCAGCUCAAAUGCUUCCUUAAAAGGACCAUCUUGAUGCCUCACAUCUCUAGGGUUCACAAAAUAGAAAAUGGGACUAUGAGGUGUCCUUUCCCCUGCUUCCAGCACUCCACCAUCUCUUGAAGGCACCACUUGCUGGAACCGUAGCUCUGGGAAAAAAUUGGGAUGUGAAUCUUUGACUGGAUAAUAGCUUGGACAAGGGAGGGGGCAAUCUGUUCCCCUUUACGAAGCUCUUCCUCGUCUCUAAAGGUUCUAAUCUUGGAACGAGCCAGAACACUGUAGAGACAAUCAAAAAAAGUUGUGCGGACAUCUGGACCUCUGAAGCUAAGGAAAACCUCGUACUCUCCAGUCGGAAGAGGGGGCUCAUAUCUGGAACAGGAAGAAGAAGACUUGAAAAAGAAGCUUUCUGAUCUGUUCAUUUGGAGAGACACCCCCAGGCGCUAGCAACAUAACCAAUUCAAGGAACCAAUAGACAGGAAAGCAAAGAGACAGACAAUGUUAUCAAAUGACGACCAUGGAUGAAUGCUUAGCUAUGAAAUUCCAGGGCGGGGGAAGAUCUUAACUACUCUCCAGAGGAACACCAGAUACUCUACAAGCCUUUCUAAUGUCUAUGUGUGUGACUCUUUGGAAUGCUGAAAAUGAUUAAAUUUAACCCUGAUCG
Linum trigynum is the source of this 3426-nucleotide messenger RNA. The record is from the annotation of a GenBank genome assembly. NCBI's taxonomy places the organism in Eukaryota, Viridiplantae, Streptophyta, Magnoliopsida, Malpighiales, Linaceae.